UUAAACCUGAAAAAGUUCAAUGUAAUUUAGUUCAAAUAAAUAAUCAAUUGCAAAAAUUUUGGGAGUUAGAAGAAUUGACUGACUUACCAAAUAUCAUGUCGAAUGAUGAUCGUUAUUGUGAGAAGUUAUUUACAGAGACUACUAAACGUGACGAGUUUGGUAGAUUUUUCGUUCGUAUUCCUUUAAAGGAGUCACCCGAAUUGUUAGGGGACUCGUACACUAUGGCAAAAAAUCGUUUUUUAUGCCUGGAAAGAAAGUUAGAUCGUUUACCUAACUAUAAAAAGCUUUAUUUUGAAUUUAUGCGGGAAUAUGAGGCACUCGGUCAUAUGACUCCAGUUGCAUCAAAGGAUAUCCCGGAUAUACUAAGUAAACCGCAUUAUAUCUUGCCUCAUCAUGGUGUUUACCGAGAGGAUAGUGUCACUACUAAAUUGCGUGUUGUGUUCGACGCGAGCGCGAAUACGUCUAAUAAUAAAUCAUUAAAUAAUAUACAACAUGUAGGUCCACCGUUACAAAAUGAUAUUUUUAUUCCCAGGUUAGAGCUAUGCGGAGCUUUAAUAGGUGCGAAAUUGUAUUGUAAAAUAAAAAAGUCUUUAUGUUUAAAUUUUAAUAAGGUUUAUUUUUGGACUGACUCAACAAUCGUGCUGGGGUGGCUUCGUAUGUCACCUCAUCUACUAAAAACGUUUGUACAAAAUAGAGUCGUCGAAAUUAAUGAAUUGACCGGUGAUACCAUCUGGCGGCAUGUUAAGGGCACGGAAAAUUCAGCUGAUAUCAUAACGAGAGGUUCUACAUUAGACACAUUAAAGUAUGAUAAUAAUAAUAACUGGUGGUGUGGCUCUACGUUUUUACGAGAACCUGUGGCUAAGUGGCCAAUUUUUAAUACUAAUAUUGAAUCGUUAUCUAUUGAUUUACCCGAAACUAAGCCUGAUACAAUUAAUUUACAUUCCAUUCAAAUUACUUCAUUGAUUGAUUUUGAACGAUUUUCGUCAUUUAUUCGUUUGCAAAGAAGUUGUGCAUAUUUAUUGCGUUUUAUAAAUAACGCGCGAGUAAAUACGCGCGGCAGUAUAGGUUCGCGUUUAACCGGUCCGUUAUCAGUAGACGAGCUGCAGCGGUCGCUCGAUGCAUUGACGCGGCUCGUUCAACAAGAAUGUUUUAGUGAGCAAUAUCAUGAGUUAAAAAAUAAAAUACCGUUGAAUAGUAAUAAAAAUAACAAUAAAACUAAUAAAUUAUUAUAUAAACAAAUAUCAGGCUUAAAUAUAUUUUUAGAUAAGUUUAAUAUAAUUCGUAUAGGUGGAAGGUUAUCUAACGCGGUUGGAUUUAAUUAUGAAAAGAAACACCCGGUAUUGUUAAGUAAUAAACAUCGUUUCUCGAGGUUAUUGUGUGAAUAUGAACACAAACGACUCCUUCACGCUGGACCUCAACUUUUAGUGUAUUCUAUGCGUGAAAAGUGGUGGAUUUUAGGAGCUCGUAAUUUGGCUAGACAGGUAGUACAUAACUGUGUCAUAUGUAAACGAAUGAAAGGGAGAACGUUGACUCCUCUCAUGGGUAACUUACCUACUGAGCGACUGGAGCCCAGCUUCCCAUUCAUACAGUGUGGAGUUGACUAUGGGGGCCCAUUGUUCAUACUGGAUCGCAAAGGCAGAGGUGCUAAAUUAAUUAAAGCAUAUAUUUGUCUAUUUAUAUGUUUUACGACUAGAGCAAUACAUUUAGAAUUAGUAGGUAGCUUGAGCACGCAGGAUUAUAUUUUAGCAUUAAAUCGUUUUAUAGCACGACGCGGAAAGCCGUACCAAAUAUUUUCAGACAACGGGAAAAAUUUUGUGGGUGCUGAAAAAGAAUUGGCAGCAAUUUUUAAUAAAACUAAAGAUAUUUCUGAUUUUCUAACUAAUAACCAAAUUCGUUUAACAUUCAUACCCCCCUAUAGUCCUCAUUUUGGUGGGUUAUGGGAGGCAGGAGUCAAGUCCUGCAAGUACCAUUUGAGACGCGUACUCGGUAAUGCUAAAUUAACACGCGAGGAGUUUGAAACAGUAUUAACGCAAAUAGAAGCUGUUCUGAACUCCCGCCCUUUAUCCCCUCUGUCCUCAGAUUCUGACGAUUUCCUCCCACUCACUCCAGCACACUUCCUGAUCGGUCGACCGCUGACUGCGCCUGCCUGCGAGAACCUCACGACGAUCGAGCCUACGAGACUGGGACGCUACGAACGUGUGGAGCAAAUUAGACAACACUUUUGGCAACGAUGGUCUAAAGAAUAUGUUUCAGAGCUCCAGCAACGAACAAAAUGGAAGGACAACAAUGAGGACAUCACACCUAAUAUCUUGGUCCUUAUCAAAGAGGAUAAUACUCCACCACUCAACUGGAAAUUGGGACGAGUAACAGAAGUAUUCCCCGGGACUGAUGGAGUAUCCCGUGUAGCUGAAAUACGUACAGCGCACGGUAUUAUACGACGGUCUUUCUCGAAGAUCUGCCCGCUGCCUGUACAACUGUGAAGACGAAUAUGUUGGAAGAUCCUGGUUCUUCCAAGGCGGCCGGUAUGUUCAAUAAUAUAUCAUCCGAUGGUCGAUAACGCCAUCUAGCGAAAGAGUGGCGUAACGGAAGCAGUGACGUGAACCCCGCGCAGUUUGCAGCAGCGUGACGUCGACACCCGCAUCGCCGCGCCGCAUCUGGGGCAACUUCACU
Molecule: messenger RNA, 2670 nt
Organism: Aricia agestis (brown argus)
Lineage: Eukaryota; Metazoa; Arthropoda; Insecta; Lepidoptera; Lycaenidae
Exons: 2
Coding region: 96-2480 (794 amino acids)
Biological process (GO): DNA integration
Molecular function (GO): nucleic acid binding
Source: RefSeq, a predicted model, not a curated record